CAUAAAUAUUUGUUGUACUCAUCAUAUUUCGGUACCAUUUGAGAGUGCGCCUUACUAGGAUUGCCUUUUUUUUUUCAGAACCACACCCCGUUUUUAAAACAUAAAACUAUGGAUUUUAUCGUGAUUCCUCGUAGGAACAUUUAGGCAGAAUCCAGAACUUAUAUUUCUGAGAAAAAUUUAGAUUUACAGAAGUCAAAAGAUUUAGAUUUCAAGAAGACCUGGAUUUGAGUCAAAGCCGGGACUCUACCCUAAGUGUGAUCCUCUGUUAUUUUUGCUUUCAAAACUCCUUUUUGGUUCUUCAGGGAUUCCCAGUGCAUGUGAUCAAUGAAAUGGCUAGAACUCUUUACGGCAGCGCAAAGUGGUUAUAAAUGUCAACAUCUCUGAUUCACCAUGACUACUAAUUCUUAUUGGUCUUUGCAUUGAGCUCCUGCUUUACUAUAAUUAUUUGCUUCUCAAAUCAAGGAAUCCUGUUUCAGCGCUCUUUUAGUCUUACUCAAGAAAUCUUCAUCCCUUCUGUUAGGGACUUCAUUUAGUUCCUGGAAUUUCAACCUGGAAUCUUAUUGUUUAGGUUACUCGUGAUUCUCUCAGGCUCAAGCGUCAUGUAUGGUGGUGAUGAAGUCUCGGCCAUAGUGUUGGACUUGGGGUCUCACACAUGCAAAGCAGGUUAUGCUGGUGAAGAUGCUCCUAAGGCAGUCUUUCCAUCUGUUGUAGGAUCCAUCGAACAAUCGGGGUUAGAUGAUGCACUCAAGGUUGAAAAGGAAUCUGAAUCCGUUUCUGAAGCUAAAAACGGUAUCAAGACUUCAGAUUCUGAUAAAUCUAAGGCAAAGCGUAAAUUAUAUGUGGGUUCUCAAGCCCUUGGAUAUCGCAGGGACUAUAUGGAGGUGCUUUCACCCAUAAAAGAUGGACUAGUUGUGGAUUGGGACAUGGUAGACAACAUAUGGGACCAUGCUUUUCGGGAACGCCUGUUAAUUGAUCCAAAAGCGCAUCCUAUGUUACUUGCAGAACCAUCUUCUAAUCCUCAACAGCAAAGAGAAAGGACAGCAGAGCUUAUGUUUGAAAAAUACAAUGUUCCUGCUCUGUUCUUAGCCAAAAAUGCUGUGCUUACAUCAUUUGCUUCUGGGCGUGCCACCUCAUUAGUUGUAGAUUGUGGCGGCGGCUCUACUACUGUUGCUGCUGUACACGAUGGCUAUGUUCUUCAAAAGGCUGUGGCAUCAUCUCCUAUUGGAGGGGAAUUUCUGACUGAUUGCAUGAGGAAAUGCUUGGAAAGCAAAGGCAUCGUGCUAAAACCUAGAUACUCAUUCAAACGAAAGGAGGUACGUCCAGGGGAAUUUCAGACAGUGGACCUUGAUUAUCCUAAUACAACUGAAAGCUACAAGAUGUACUGUCAGAGGGUAAUCGCUGGUGAUACUAAGGAAUCUGUAUGUCGGGCACCAGAUACAGCAUUUGAUGAAACUGCAUACACCAACAUUCCUAUGACACCGUAUGAGCUUCCAGAUGGACAGACGAUAGAAAUUGGGGCUGACAGAUUUAAGGUUCCAGAAAUUCUGUUUAGUCCAUCCUUAAUCCAUAUGAUUCCUGGGAUGGAGAACCUUGACAAUUCUACUCCAAUUCGUGGUCUUCCUCAAAUGGUUAUCGAUAGCAUAAAUAAAUGCGAUGUGGACAUUCGUAGGGAGCUAUUCAGCAGUAUUUUGCUUGCUGGAGGUACAGCCUCGAUGCAGCAAGUGAAGGAGCGGCUUGAGAAAGACUUAAUGGAGGAAGCUCCUCAAGCUGCACGAGUAAAGGUGCUAGCAAGUGGGAAUGCGACUGAAAGGAGAUUCAGUGUAUGGAUUGGAGGGAGUAUCCUGGCCUCCCUUGGCUCCUUCCAGCAGAUGUGGUUCUCCAAAUCUGAGUUUGAGGAGCAUGGCGCGUCAUAUAUUCAAAGAAAAUGCCCUUGAAAAGCGUUUUGGAGAAUUAACCCGAGGCUGAGCGAUUGUAUGGCACUUCUCAUCAAGCUGGAAAAUCUCAUGUAGAACUCUGGUCUAUGUCAACCAUUAUUGCUGUUACGUAUUCAUUUAGAAGUUAUAUGCCUGUUCAUACUCUAGGCAUUUUUGAAGUAUUAAGUUAAUACUUGAGGCAUUUUUAAAUUUAAUUAUACGGGGAAAUUCAUGCAAAACAUGUCCAUUGCUUCACCUUUUUAUGUUUUAUUAGGUUUCAGUCAGUCCCUAAUGUAAGUGGUAUGGCGCUGUCAGUGUGGUGUAGACCAUCCCUCGGAUUCAAUUUUUGUUUCCUUUUGAAAUUAUACGUGUUGAAGAUUGCAUUGGUUAA
This is a messenger RNA of Amborella trichopoda, 2304 nucleotides long. RefSeq names its product actin-related protein 4. The record is from RefSeq and is a predicted model, not a curated record. Lineage: Eukaryota; Viridiplantae; Streptophyta; Magnoliopsida; Amborellales; Amborellaceae.